CCAUUUUUUUCCUUUUUGCUAAGCAAACACUUUUUAGCUAAAACUUGGUUAUGCCUUUUCGAAGUUUACAAAGCAACUAUUAAUAAUUCUUUGAAUGAAUAUAAACUUGUAUUACAUCAAGUGCAGCUGAUUCCGCAAGGAUAAAAUAAGAAACCAAUGAUUAAACGAAAAAUGUUAAAUGAAACUAUUGAUAACUUUUAUUACACAUAUUUUUCUCUUCUUAAAAGAUCUGAAACUAUAAAAAAUGAAAUAAAAUAAAAUUGUGGAUCAUUAUAUCAACUCUAUUUAUUUUUAUAAAUAUCUACGCCAAUUUUUCAUUACAUCUCAUAGAUUUUUUAUAGCUGAUAAAUGGAUGUUAGUUUUGAUAAUAUAUGCAAUCAAUAUAUUUAUAUAUAAAUAAUAAUAUUAAAAAAAAAAAUUUACUUAUAGUAAAAUAAUUUUUGAUUAAAAUAAUAUAAUUUUAGGUAGAUAAUCGAUCUCAGCUUGAAUUAACCUAGAAAAUGCCUGAAUAAAGUUAUUAAUCUCACAUUCAUCUGAAAUAAAACCCAAACCUUGAAAAUCAAAAGGUUAAAAUCUCCCAAUCAUCAAAAUCAUUAGGGAUAAAGCAGCGUGAUUCUUCUCAAUUAUGAUGAUUUGGGGAUUUUAACCCUUUCGUUUUUUUGGGUUUUUUUAGAUUUUUCUUGGUUUAAUUUGGAUAUUGAACCGAGAACAUACUCGUACACACUUUUUCUCCUGUUAUUGUUUCUUUCAACAAUUUAACAGAUAUCCUCCAUAAUAAACAUCAACAUAAAAACAAAACAAGUCUAAACCAACCAAUCAAAAUACAUAAAUCAAUAGAAGAAAAAAAAUACUAAUAUCAUUAUAAAAAAUAUUCCUUGCUUUCAAAGACACGGGGACAUGAGUUACAUCGUGAUAUCCUCCAUUAAAGAACAAUUCAUGAAGGGCCUUAAGGUUUGUCAAUAAGACAGCCAUAUCUUCACCAUCACCAGAACACUUCUCUCUCUUUCCCUCCGACUCGAAAACUUUAUUAUUCUUGAAGAAAUUAAGAGCUUUUGCUAGGACCCCGUCGAUGACCUUGUUGCUGUUGUUUGCUUUGAAAUACUCGUACUUGGGAGAUAUAAUGACCAGGUUAGGUAAGUCUCGCUUCCUCCACAAUCUACGAAAGUCAUUGAUUUGUUCAAGACAAGACAUCCAGAGUUUUCUUACGCAGAAGAGAGGAUAGAUGAGGACGCCGAGGAUGGUGAAUUGGCGAAUGCUCUUGAGUUACUGAAAGAAGUGCACAAAUUCUUCACUGAGAAAGACGAAGAUUCGAGAGAUGUUAGGGCGUUGCUUUUUCCCUUAGAGUCAUAAUCUUUAAUCCUUCUUGUUGUUUUUAUCGCUGUUGCUUCUGAAACUUGUAACAACAAAACGAACACACAUGAGCUCUAAGAUCAACCAUAACUUUCAUUGUAUCAUGAAUGGUUGUUUGUUUACUCUAAAUUUGGAGGGUAAAAGCUUAAUAAUCAUGAUCAUGAUUCAUCGGUUUCUCUUACUGUACUGCUAUACAAUCCAAAAUCUUCGUCAUCAUCAUCAUCUAAUAACCAAUGAGUUCUGACCAUGAUAACAGCUGAUCUCUGAUUUGAUUCAAUUAGACGGUUUAGUUGGUGGUUUAGUCCACGAAAACUUGAUUCUUGCCGCGACUGCAAAUAGAUCUGGACGUUUGAUUUUCGGUUUAGGUAUUUUGGUUUUUGAUUUUCAAUUUUAUAGAUUUAAAAACCAUUUAGAUAUUUACAAAAUUUGGUUCAAUGUGGGUAGUAGUAAAAUUGAAAAAAAAAAACUUAAUAUCCAACUUAGUUCCAGUUCGGUUUUAUUAAUGACUAAUUUCGUAUAAUAUUGGUAAUGUUAGUUUUUUUCGGUCACAAGAGUAAAUGUUUUUAAUAUUAAAUAUUUGAAUAUUUUGAGAGCUUGACUUAGAAUUCUACCAUUGCUCAUGCUCUAAUGUUGUUCAUUUAGUGAACUAGUUUUUUCUUACUGAAUUUUUAUUAAAAAAAUUGUAUUCAUUUCUUCGUAUUCUAAUUCAUUAUAAUGUUUUCAUUAAUCGAAACCAAGAAAAUAUCCGAAUAAAGUGUUCAUCCAAAAUAAAAUUCAAAUCUCAAAAACCAAAAGGUCAAAAUCCUCAAAUCAUCAAAAUCAUUAGGAAUAAAGUAAUUUGGUUCUUCUCAAUUAUGAUGAUUUUAGGAUUUUCAUUGCUGCUUACAGAUUUUCUCUUGUUACAGAAAAUCAAACUGAUACUUGUCAUGGUAAAUGUAAGUAGUUUGAUCAAAUCAUAUACUAUAAAUGUAUGUUUAAUAGCGCUUCAGUGGGGAAGUAUUAGGAGGAAAAGUCAAUAAGUCAACGAUGAACAGAGAAAGAUGAGGAAGAAAGUCCAACAGGGCGUACCCAAAAACUUCUCGACAGAAAGAGAGAGGAAAGAGCACUCAUCUCUGACACUUCUUUUGCAUUUUAAACAAAAUCAUUAUUCUAUGAAUAAAGACUUUUCUUGAGAGAAUAAAUGUUUUGGAGUUUUCAUUAUUAGCUAAUCUUAUUUUCUAUCGUUCUUCUGAGGGAAUCUUCGUUUCCCCUCCAUUUCGUACGCUUUCUGGGACUGUGUUUACACAGAUUAAGCUAUCUAUCUGUCUGCUUUUAAACAAAGAAUAGCUAGAGCUGAGUGAGUGGGAUUGGUUUCUUUCUUGUUGUGUGUUUAAAAUGGGGGCUUGUUUCAGCAAUCAGAUCAAAACAGAUAUUGCUUCCAGUACAUGGCUAAGUUCGAAAUUCAUGAGUAGGGAAGGGAGCAAAGGCUCAGCUUCGGCCACUUCCUUCUCUCAUACGCCUCGAACAGAAGGCGAGAUCUUGAAAAAUGCUAAUCUCAAGAGCUUUACCCUCGGUGAACUCAAGUCUGCAACGAGGAGCUUCCGGCCUGAUAGUAUGGUUGGUGAAGGUGGCUUUGGUUGCGUUUUCAAAGGAUGGAUCGAUGAGACUUCCUUGUCUCCUUCCAAACCGGGGACUGGAAUUGUCAUUGCAGUGAAAAAACUUAACCAAGAAGGGCUUCAAGGUCAUCGAGAAUGGCUGGCUGAGAUCAAUUAUUUAGGACAGCUGGAUCAUCCAAACCUUGUGAAACUAGUUGGAUACUGCUUAGAGGAAGAGCAGAGGCUUCUUGUUUACGAGUUCAUGCCUCGCGGUAGUCUUGAGAAUCACUUAUUCAGAAGAGGAACGUUCUUUCAGCCAAUUUCAUGGAACACGCGGGUUCGAAUGGCUCUUGGAGCAGCUAGAGGACUCGCUUUUCUACACAGUGCUCAACCUCAAGUUAUAUACAGAGACUUCAAAGCAUCCAACAUCUUGCUUGAUUCAAACUACAAUGCAAAGCUUUCGGAUUUCGGUUUGGCUAGAGAUGGUCCAGAGGGUGACAACAGCCAUGUCUCUACCAGAGUCGUUGGAACUCAAGGAUACGCUGCUCCUGAAUAUCUAGCUACCGGUCAUUUAUCGGCAAAGAGUGAUGUGUACAGCUUCGGGGUUGUGUUACUGGAGCUGUUAUCAGGGAGACGAGCAAUUGACAAGAACCAACCGGUGGGAGAACACAAUCUAGUGGACUGGGCGAGACCUUACUUAACAAACAAAAGAAGGCUUCUCCGAGUGAUGGAUCCUCGUCUCCAAGGUCAAUACUCGCUUACCCGGGCUUUAAAAAUCGCACUUCUUGCACUCGACUGCAUAUCCUUAGAUUCCAAGGUUAGACCGACCAUGAACGAUGUCGUCAAGACACUUGAAGAACUCCAUGUCCAGAAGGAAACACCAAAAGAGCAGCAGAAUCUUCUUCAACCCAGCAGUGAGAACAACAAGUCUCCACAAGCUGUGAAUUAUCCUAGGCCUUCAAUUAUGUAACAAUCUUUACCUGGAUUUAGAGAUGUAUAUAUACUCUUUUGCCUUCUCUCUGCUUAGGUAUUAAUGCUGUUUCACACUAAAAGAUUCUCAAGUUUUGGUCACUGCCCUGGCAAAAUAUAAGGGAGAGAACAAACAAACUUAUAUAGUUAUUUUUUGCAA
Molecule: messenger RNA, 4053 nt
Organism: Brassica rapa (field mustard)
Lineage: Eukaryota; Viridiplantae; Streptophyta; Magnoliopsida; Brassicales; Brassicaceae
Product: probable serine/threonine-protein kinase PBL11
Biological process (GO): protein phosphorylation
Molecular function (GO): ATP binding; protein kinase activity
Source: RefSeq, a predicted model, not a curated record